ACUUUGAAAAGUCAACCAUCUCAUUUUUUCUGCUCAUAGUGAUUUCUUUCUAUUUUGAAAGCUUUCAAAAGAAAAAUGGUGAAGUUGGCAAUUGGUAGCAUUGGUGACUCUUUGAGUGUUGGUUCAAUCAAGUCUUAUUUGGCCGAGUUUAUUGCAACGCUUCUUUUCGUGUUUGCAGGCGUUGGGUCGGCUAUUGCUUAUGGCAAGCUCACGAAAGAUGCAGCUUUGGACCCAGCUGGGCUAGUUGCAAUUGCAAUUGCUCAUGCGUUUGCACUAUUUGUCGGGGUCUCUAUGGCAGCCAACAUCUCUGGUGGUCAUUUGAACCCAGCUGUCACCUUUGGAUUGGCUAUUGGUGGUAACAUCACUAUCAUAACUGGCUUGUUUUACUGGAUUGCCCAAUUGCUUGGUUCUAUUGUUGCAUGUUUCCUCCUCCAGUUUGUUACCGGUGGCUUGGCUGUCCCAACACACGGAGUUGCAGAUGGCAUGAAUGGUCUUCAAGGAGUUGUGAUGGAGAUCAUCAUAACCUUUGCUCUAGUCUACACAGUUUAUGCCACCGCUGCCGACCCUAAAAAGGGAUCACUUGGAACAAUUGCACCCAUCGCAAUUGGCUUCAUUGUUGGAGCCAACAUUUUGGCUGCUGGACCUUUCAGUGGUGGCUCGAUGAACCCAGCUCGAUCAUUCGGCCCUGCUGUGGUCAGCGGAGACUUCUCGCAAAACUGGAUUUACUGGGUUGGCCCACUUAUCGGUGGUGGGUUGGCUGGUUUAAUCUACGGUGAUGUUUUCAUUGGAUCAUAUGAAGCUCUUCCAGCAUCCGAAGAUUAUGCUUAAGAAUUUUAUUCUCGAUUGACUUUGUUUUCGGGUUAUAUUUCAUGUCUUUUUGUUUAAGGGGUGAGGGUGCAAUGUCCUAAUUGUUCAGGGACCAUUUCAAGAAUUAUGGAGAUAGGGUAAAUAUAAGAUUUUGUAAAAAAAAUUAUAUACCCUUUUAACAUAUGUAAUCUUGAACUUGUACUGUUUUUUCUUAUUUUAUGCAUUGCAAAAAAUUCAUGCUUGCAA
This is a messenger RNA of Cynara cardunculus var. scolymus (artichoke), 1053 nucleotides long. Its product is annotated as probable aquaporin TIP-type RB7-5A. The record is from RefSeq and is a predicted model, not a curated record. Gene Ontology annotation, cellular component: plant-type vacuole membrane. Gene Ontology annotation, biological process: transmembrane transport; water transport. The transcript has 3 exons. Bases 76 to 828 code for a protein of 250 amino acids. Gene Ontology annotation, molecular function: water channel activity. Lineage: Eukaryota; Viridiplantae; Streptophyta; Magnoliopsida; Asterales; Asteraceae.